Messenger RNA from Knipowitschia caucasica, 723 nucleotides. NCBI's taxonomy places the organism in Eukaryota, Metazoa, Chordata, Actinopteri, Gobiiformes, Gobiidae. The record is from the annotation of a GenBank genome assembly.
AUGUGCUGCUCCUCCGGGACGCGCUCACCUCUCCCUCCCCCUGUCUGUGUCCUCACCUCCUCUCCUCACCCCCUCGACUCCUCUCCUCAUCUCCUUUCCCCCUCACCUCCUCUCCUCACCCCCUCGUCUCCUCUCCUCGUCUCCUUACCCCCUCACCUCCUCUCCUCACCCCCUCGUCUCCUCUCCUCGUCUCCUUACCCCCUCGUCUCCUCUCCUCACCCCCUCCUCUCCUCUCCUCGUCUCCUUACCCCCUCGUCUCCUCUCCUCACCCCCUCGUCUCCUCUCCUCGUCUCCUUACUCCCUCGUCUCCUCUCCUCAACCCCUCGUCUCCUCUCCUCACCCCCUCGUGUCCUCUCCUCAUCUCCUCACCCCCUCGUCUCCUCUCCUUACCCCGUCGUCACCUCUCUUCACCCCUCUACUCCUCUCCUUGUCUCCUCUCCUUACCCCCUCGUCUUCUCUCCUCACCCCCUUGACUCCUCUCCUCACCCCCUUGACCCCUCUCCUCACCCCCUCGUCUCCUGCACCCCCUCGUCUGCUCUCCUCACCCCCUCUACUCCUCUCCACGUCUCCUGCACCCCCUGGUCUCCUCUCCUUACCCCCUGGUCUCCUCUCCUGCACCCCCUCGACUCCUCUCCUUACCCCCUCUACUCCUCUCCUCACCCCUUCGUCUCCUCUCCUGCACCCCCUCGUCUCCUCUCCUUACCCCCUCGUCUCCUCUCCUAA